UUGUACAUAUCCGUGUCGCGAUGAUCCAUUUUUUUGCUUAGCAACCACACAAACAGUUUGAUAACUGCGUCUUGUAGUGAAAAUAUCUGUUAGAAAUAAGCCUUUUUCGUUGCCAUUUUGAUGACAUUCGCAUUUAAAUUUUUCAAAUCACAUGACCAGUGUUUAAAAUUAUGUAAAACAAUACAAUCUAAGCGAUUAACGAAUCGGUUUGUGGCUAUUUGUAGUGUGUUUCUAUAACCUGACAUAGCAACGCAUGAAGCCGUAGUCAUAGCCACGGAAAACGCCUCUUUCAUCAACAAAAAGUAAAAAAGAUUAUAAUAUUUGCGAGUACACGAGUAUCACAUGAAACCCGUCAAUAAUGAUGGCAACGUUUAGUGUCACUGAAAACACCAAUCGAAAUUCACCAUCGCCGACGAUGGCAACAGCCGGCCAGCUGUUAACAACCGGUGGCACUGCGACCAUAACCGUCGUAGCGAAUGCAUCCGGUCAGACCUUAUUAGUUCAACCAACCACUAUAGUAAAUACAUCACCACCCAGGCAUACCAUAUUGAAACAAGUCAGCGAAAUUACCAAUGAUCAACCGUCGCCAAAAUUAGACGCAGACGAUGUAAUUACAGAAACGAGCGAAGAUCGAGUUAUCGAAAGAGGAGCCAGAACCAUCGUUGAAAAUACUCAUUAUAUUACGGUUCCUGAAGGUACUGCAGCAGCUAGAUCAUAUACCUCAUUAACACCGGUUACUCCGUCCAUAGUACCAGAAACUGAAACUGUUGGUACAAAUGGGGUAUCUCACUCAACUUAUGUCCAGUAUGUGGAUGGUACAACAGACCAAACGAUCUAUACAACUAAUGGACAAAUGGCUUAUCCUGUAUACACCGUCAAUGAUACUGGAACAACGAUGUAUUCUCCAACUUCCGGCCAGUAUUAUCAAACAAACAGCGGUAGUCCGGUAGCAUAUUCUCAAGUAAUUAGAGUUGCUAAUAAUAUCAACCAAGGUAAUAAUCAAUCUCAAAUUAUUAACAAUGGUCCUUAUCUGAUACAACAAAACGUCGACAGUGAUCAUACUAUUAUUACUGCUACCACUGCGAGAAACACAUCUACGUCUGAUGUGUCAUAUUUGGUCAACUCAACUAGUACAAAUAACACGACUAAUAACGUAGUAGUAUCUGCUCCUAGUACGUCGAAUGAAACUGUGGCCAAUAACAACAAUUUACAGCAUUCUGCCGAUACAGCCAGCAACAUCAAUCAUAUCCCUAAGGUAUCUCCAGCCACCGUACAAUGGCUUUUAGAUAAUUACGAAACGGCGGACGGAGUAUCGCUACCUCGCUCAACUUUAUAUUAUUAUUAUAUGCACCAUUGCAGCGAAAGUAAAAUAGAUCCCGUGAAUGCUGCAUCGUUUGGCAAAUUAAUCAGAUCCGUAUUCGUAGGAUUAAGAACUAGACGUUUAGGAACCAGGGGUAAUUCCAAGUACCAUUAUUAUGGCAUACGUUUGAAACCAGACUCUCCUUUGAAUAAUUUAUCAGUGAAUGAAGAAAAUGGUACAUUCACUAAUCGAACUACCAACGGUAACACGUGCCAAACACAGAAACGUUUCAGAUCCAGCAAACCUGAAACAAACGACACUCAAUAUAAUACCGAACAAAAUCAUUCCACUUCUUCUUAUCAAUCUGUGUCAUCUCCAGAGUCUCAACACAAUCAAUUCUUGGGAGAUGGCGCCUCAGCGAUUCCAGAUUUUCCAGAGAUUACUUUCAAUAACGGAACACUACCGGAAGAUUGUUCGUUGGACGAUGUAGAUACUUUUCGUAGUAUUUAUCGAGAACAUUGUGAAAUGUUUUUACACGCUAUUGAAAAUUUAGAAUUUUCAACCAUCAAAUCGUUGUGGCGAGAGUUUUGGCGUUGUCAAGAUAGUUUGGAUGAUUGCGAAGAAGAAAGAUAUCUAUCUAAAACGAAACUGUAUCAGCUGUCGAAAUGCCUGGAAGUUCAAGAUUUCGUUCGUUAUGUCGAUUAUCGUUUUUAUCAGAAUCUAGUCACUGUUCUAGUCCCCGACGUAUUACGAUCGAUCCCAAGUUCCUUAACUCAGUCCAUCCGUAAUUUUGCCAAAAGUUUAGAAACAUGGUUGUCAUCUGCCAUGGUUGACUGCCCUCGAGAAAUGACCGUUAUCAAGUCAAAUACGGUCAGCGCGUUUUCGCAAACACUUCGACGUUACACAUCGCUGAAUCAUUUAGCUCAAGCUGCUCGAGCUGUUUUACAAAAUUCCGCCCAAAUAAAUCAAAUGUUGACUGAUUUAAAUCGAGUUGAUUUUCAUAACGUUCAAGAACAGGCAUCCUGGGUCUCCCAAUGUGAUACUAAUCUGGUCAGACGAUUGGAGGAAGAUUUCAAGAUCACUUUACAGCAACAAAAUUCUCUGGAAGAAUGGGCCAAUUGGUUGAAAAACGUCGUCGAUGAAGUAUUAAAACCACACGUUGGUAAAAAGUCGUACAUCAAAGCAGCUCGUCAGUUUUUAUUGAAAUGGUCAUUUUACAGUUCCAUGGUUAUUCGUGAUUUGACUUUGAGAAGUGCCUCUAGUUUCGGAUCGUUUCAUUUAAUUAGAUUAUUGUACGAUGAAUAUAUGUUCUAUGUGAUUGAACAUCUUGUUGCCAAAGCUACCGGCGAGACUCCUAUGGCGGUUAUGGGAGAAUCUUUUUUCCAGAAAUAUCUAACAGCGACUCCGGAAUACGUCAACUUUGAUGUUACUAUCAACGAUACUUCAGACUGUAACGAUGGCUCGAUCACGAUCGAAGCAUUAGACAGCGAUUCGUCCAAUUUAUUGCUCGCUUCUAACGAUAUCAUGGAGAUAGGAUCGCCCAAAAGGAUGAAAUUAUAAUGGUGAAUGUGCAAGUACUUGAUGUACCAUGUACUUACCUAGCUAUAAUUUCCGUAGUAAGUUUCUGAUUUAUUUUCAUUCGAGAUGUGGGCUCCGAUGAGGCCAAAUAUAAGUAUGAUGUUUAGUUCCUUAUUCGUUCUUUUCGCUAAGGCAAGGCUGCAUUUUAUUUUAAAAAAUGAACGCGAUUCAAUUUUAAAAACGCGUUCGGUACCUACCUUAUAAUUUAUUUAUUUUUUGUAACUAAAUUAUUUGAAUGUUCGAUGUGAUUUUAUGUUUUCCUUUUGCCAUUUUCUUUCGAGUUAUAUGUGUGCUAUCUGGUCUUAUUUAAAUGUCUGUAACAUUGAACUUACCUAGGUAGUUAAUUGGCAUAAUAUUUUCGCGGUUAAAGAUUACUUUUAAUUGCUUCUUAAACGUGAUUUCGAGUCAGUUUUAAAUGAUAUUUUAACGAAUUAUUUAUAUAAAUUAAUGUGCGCGUGUGUUUUUAUUCAAAGAUUAAUUUGCUUAGGAUUUUUUUACCUUUUUUUUUUUCUGCAAUGACACGACCGUUUAUGGUUUCAACUCUUUUAUAUUUUACUCGAUUUUAUUCUCUAUAAAUUCUUACAGGGUUGUUGAACGAUGCGAAUUUUAAUUUAUUAUACUUUCUUAUUAUGCAUACUUGAAAUCUAAUUAUUGUUCGAUUCUUUUAUGGUACCACAUACGAGCAAAUACCUAUUCCUAGAGUAUAUUUUGGUUUAACGUACCUAUUACCUACGUAGAAAGUUUAUUUCAAUACAGACAAUAAUUCGAGUCGAAGGAAACAUUUAUAACGGUUGUACUGUUGAUAUAUUAUAUAUUUUUUAAAAAGUCUGUGUUGAAUUGUAAGACGUGUUCUCAUCAAGUUUCCUCGCAUAUUACAGGAUCAUGUUUCGCAUCUGUAUUAAUACAUUAUUAUUUUAAGCGAUAAAAAAAAAUAAUAGUACUUAUUUAUGUGUGCAGUUUUUUUUCUCAAUUUCACUGCUUUUUGUGUGCUAUCGUUUGCGUGUACUUACCUUAUUUACCUAUUUAUUUUUUACGAAGUCCAUGUUUGUGAAAAAAAAUGCAAUUCACAGGAUGGUUUAAUUAAGGUGAUCACAAAAUAGAAAAUUUUGUUGAGCGAU
Planococcus citri (citrus mealybug) is the source of this 3996-nucleotide messenger RNA. Its product is annotated as DNA-binding protein RFX2-like. Lineage: Eukaryota; Metazoa; Arthropoda; Insecta; Hemiptera; Pseudococcidae. The record is from RefSeq and is a predicted model, not a curated record. Bases 359 to 2860 code for a protein of 833 amino acids. Gene Ontology annotation, biological process: regulation of transcription by RNA polymerase II. Gene Ontology annotation, molecular function: DNA-binding transcription factor activity, RNA polymerase II-specific; RNA polymerase II cis-regulatory region sequence-specific DNA binding. The transcript has 17 exons.